This is a messenger RNA of Ilex paraguariensis (yerba mate), 1449 nucleotides long. Lineage: Eukaryota; Viridiplantae; Streptophyta; Magnoliopsida; Aquifoliales; Aquifoliaceae. The record is from the annotation of a GenBank genome assembly.
UUGAUGGUGAUUGUAGAUGUUGGGGUUGAUGGUGGUUCUCGGUUAUAGUGUUGGGUGAAACACAAUGACAGAGAGAGUUGAGAAAAUGUGAAAAAGUUAUAGAUUAUUAUUUAAAUAAAUUUUAUAAUUUUUAUCCUUUAAAAUUACUUUUAAAAAUAUAUAAUUAAAUAAAUUUUAUAAUUUUAAAAUUUUUAAAAACACAUACUUAAAACUCUUCUCAAAUGUCGAUACAAACCAAACAGGCCGUAACUCUCAAACCAGUCGACGCUUCAAAAUCUUCUUCCCCGACCGAGAGUGAAAGAGGAAGGGAUCGAACUCAAUUCGUGGAGCGGAAGCCAAAACCGAGCUAGGGUUUUACAGCUCAAACUCAAACCAAGAAGAGAUGGCGGAUGGAUACUGGAAUGAUCAACCGUCUCUGCAUCCCUCAGCGGGCUUGCUCAAGCGACCUCGUUAUGACUAUGAUCUUCCACAUUCUGGAGUGAAUGACACUAAAACAAUUGGAUCAGCAUAUGACAGUUACCUCCAAAAUGUGCAACUUCCUUCUUUUACUUCUGCUGAAGCUAGUAAUUUUGGCGGAGUCCGGUUAGGAAGCACUGUCGGUGGUGGCAUGCCUGCUCUUUCCAUGGCUGAUCCUGUUGGGCUUGGUCAUCCGAGGGCUAUUUUUUCAGAUGUAGCACCAAAUGGUCGAGGUAUCAGAGUUGGUGGUCAGCUCUCAGUUGAUGCAAUGGCAAGGCCAGGCCGCGAAAGUCUGCCUCUCCCUCCCGAUGCUUCCAGUACUAUAUAUGUUGAGGGACUACCUUCCAACAGCACGACAAGAGAAGUAGCUCAUAUUUUCCGCCCUUUUGUAGGGUAUAGAGAAGUUAGACUUGUGAUCAAGGAAUCCAGACAUCGUGGUGGAGAUCCCCUGAUCCUUUGUUUUGUGGAUUUUGUAAAUCCUGCUUGUGCAGCCACAGCUUUGAGCGCAUUGCAAGGUUAUAAGAUGGAUGAACAUGAUCCUGAUUCUGCAUACUUACGCCUGCAAUUUUCAAAGAACCCAGGUCCAAGGUCUAGCUCUGGAUCUCGUCGGAGGCGUUAAACAGCCUUCAGACAUGACUUGUGGAGUGAUCCUUUUUAGGCUGGUACAUAUCUUAAUGGAAAUUUCUCGUCCAGAAUGUGCUUUUCUAGGAUAUAUUAUACACGCGACAUGCAAUUUUAAAUUACUUAACCAUGUGUGUACACUAAUAUUGGAAAAUUUUGUGUACGCCCAAGUGUUGUGGAUCUAAGGAGACUGUUUUCUGACCCUUUUAGCCAUUAAGAGAAAAAGGCUCUAUUUUGGUUUAGAGUAUUUUUGCCAAUGUACAAUGACUUAGUUUUGGUUAAUCGAUAAUUUUUUGGGAUCAAUUUAAUAUUGUAUUUUGCAAGCACCUUUGAUCCCUUAUGAGAGGAGUUCUUUCACUUCAGUCCCACAAG